Molecule: messenger RNA, 1846 nt
Organism: Hippopotamus amphibius kiboko
Lineage: Eukaryota; Metazoa; Chordata; Mammalia; Artiodactyla; Hippopotamidae
Product: sialic acid-binding Ig-like lectin 5
Exons: 9
Coding region: 22-1653 (543 amino acids)
Biological process (GO): cell adhesion
Cellular component (GO): plasma membrane
Molecular function (GO): sialic acid binding
Source: RefSeq, a predicted model, not a curated record
AUCCCAGGACAUCAGGAAGAGAUGCAGCUGCUGCUGUUGUUGAUGCCCGUGCUGUGGGGAGCACCCCUGGCUCAGGAUCUGAAGUACCAGCUGGAACUACAGCAGAAUGUGACCGUGCAGGAGGGCCUGUGUGUCCUAGUGCCAUGCAGAUUUUCCUACUUCUGGAUUUCCUUUGGAAACAUGUACAUGUAUUGGUUCCAGAAAGGGGUAGAUAUAAGGCGUGAUCCUCCAGUGGCCACAAACAAGGAGGAACAGAAGCUGCAUGAGAGGACCCAGGGGCGGUUCUUCCUCUUCGGGGAUCCCCAGGCCAGAAACUGCUCCCUGAGCAUCAGAGACCUGAACAUAGGGGACAGUGGGACAUACUUCUUUCAAAUAGAGACAUCCUUCAGGAAACACUCAUUUCUAAAUAAGCUGCUCUCUCUGAAUGUGACAGCCCUCACCCACACACCCCACAUCCUCAUUUCUGGGACCCUGGCGUCCGGCCGCCCCAGGAACCUGACCUGCUCUGUGCCCUGGGCCUGUGAGUGGGGUACGCCCCCCAUCUUUUCCUGGAUGUCAGCUGCCCUCACCUCCCUGGGCCCCAGGACCCACCUCUCCUCAGUGCUCACCGUCACCCCACAGCCCCAGGACCACGGCACCAACCUCACCUGUCAGGUGAAGUUCCCCACAACUGGGGUGAUUGUGGAAAGAACCAUCCAGCUCAACGUCACCUAUGCUCCACAGAAUGUGGCCAUCAGCAUCUUACAAGGAAACAGAACAGCCCUCAAGAUUCUGCAAAAUGCCUCAUCCCUUCCCAUCCAGGAGGGCCAGGCUCUGCACCUGCUUUGUGUUGCUGACAGCAACCCCCCUGCACAGCUGAGCUGGUUCCGGGGUUCCCCAGCCCUGAAUGCCACCCUCAUCUCCAGCACUGGGAUCCUGGAGCUGCCUCACAUAGGAAUAGAAGAAGAAGGAGAAUUCAUCUGCCAAGCUCAGCACCAGUUGGGCUCCCAAAAUAUCUCUUUGAGCCUCUCUGUGGUCUACCCCCCACAGCUGCUGGGACCCUCCUGCUCCAGGGAGGACGGGGGUCUGCACUGCAGCUGCUCCUCCCGAGUCCAGCCAGCCCCCUCCCUGCACUGGCAGCUGGGGGAGGGGCUGCUGGAGAGGAAUUUCAGCAAAGCCUCCUUCAAGGUCACCUCCAGCUCCGCUGGGCCCUGGGCCAACAGCUCCCUGAGCCUCAGUGAGGGGCUGAGCUCCGGCCUCAGUCUCAGCUGCGAGGCCCAGAACAUCCACGGGGGUCAGAGCAGCACUGUCCUGCUGCUGCCAGGUAAACCACAGCCUAGGGCCGGAAGCGUCCUAGGAGCAGUCGGGGGAACUGGCAUUAUGGUCCUGCUUUCUCUCUGCCUUUAUCUCAUCUUCAGAGUGAAGACCCUCAGGAAGACCCAGCUGGUGCAAAGCAUGGAGGAUAAGAGCCAAGUCGCGGGCUCAGGCUUCAGGGAGCAUCAGCCCCAGUUCUGGACAGACACCCCUUCAGACCACCCAGCCCUGACUGGGGCUGGCCCCAUCUCAAGAGAUGAACAAGACCUUCACUAUGCUUUCCUCAGAUUUCACAAGCUGAAGCCUCAGGAGUGGGAGGGUACUAAUACUGUGUACUCAGAGAUCAAGACACACAAGUAAGGAAUUAUUUUCUCACAAUUCUGGAGGCUGGAAGUCUGAGAUCAACGUGUCAGCAGGGUCAUUCCUUUUGAAGAUUCUCUCCUUGGCUUGGUGAUGGCCGUCUUCUCCCUGUGUCCUCACAUAGUCUUCCCUCUGUGUGUGUAUAUGUCCUAAUUCACUCUUCUUAUAAGGACACAAUUUUUCAGCCCAUAAC